CUGUACUGGUCUGUUGACUUUUGACUUCUUCUUCUCCACUUCUUCGGUUAUCAGCACAAUGAGCGAAAACCCAUACUACGCGGGCAGAGAAGGCGGCGGGUUUAUGCAGGGCGGCUCGCCUUACGGCGGCGGCUCGCAGCAGAGCCCCGGCGGCGAGGGACGCAAGCGCAACAACCAGUCGCUCCGGCCCGUCACGGUGCAGCAGAUCCUCAACGCCAGCCAAUCUGCGCAGGAAGCAGACUUCCAGAUCGAUGGUGCUGACAUCGGGCCGAUUCAAUUCGUUGGCACAGUGCACAAUAUGUCCUCCACGGCAACAAACCUAUCCUACGAAAUUGGAGACGGGUACGGCUACAUCGACGUGCGUCAGUGGCUGGACAGUUCGGACGACGAGUCGGGGAAAACGGAAGGCAUUGAGCAAGACAAGUUUGUGAGCGUCAUUGGCACGAUCAAGGUCUUCGGUGGCAAGCGUCACAUCUCGGCGCAGAUGAUCCGACCCAUCGAGGACCACAACGAGGUUUACAACCACUUCCUCAAGGCGCUGCAAGUCAGCCUCUCCAUCCGAAACCCAGGUGCAGCCCAAGGUCGAGGUGGUGCUGCCCCGGCUGGCGCCGACGCCAACAGCUACGCUGCGCCCGCGGCGGGUGGCGGCGACAGUUACGGCCACCUUCCCCCGCAGCAGAAGCAGAUCAUGGACAUCGUCGCGGCCGAUUCCAGUGGCGAGGGUAUGCAUGUGACGCACAUUGGGCGCAUGUGCGGCGGCAUGACCCGCGAGGAGGUGAUGGAGGCGAUCGAGCACCUCAUGGGCGAGGGCUUGCUCUACUCGACAAUUGAUGACCUUCACGUCGCGGCGGCGACGUAACAUGGGGCGGCCAGUGUGUUAUAGAAGCUGUAAAGAAGCGAGUGUACGCUGUAGACGUAGCUGUGAGCCAUGAGUCAAGCGAAGAUGGUGGAGGUCGCAUGUUGCCGG
Molecule: messenger RNA, 967 nt
Organism: Cutaneotrichosporon oleaginosum
Lineage: Eukaryota; Fungi; Basidiomycota; Tremellomycetes; Trichosporonales; Trichosporonaceae
Biological process (GO): nucleotide-excision repair; double-strand break repair via homologous recombination; DNA replication
Cellular component (GO): chromosome, telomeric region; site of double-strand break; nucleus
Molecular function (GO): single-stranded DNA binding
Source: RefSeq, a predicted model, not a curated record